AUCUCAAAUGGGACAUCCUAAUAAUAACAAGUAAAAGGUAAACAAGAAAAGAUUUUUUUAGAAAAAGUAUUAAAAUUAAACACUUUUACGUAGAAAUUGUUGAAAAAAUCGUCCUAAACAAGUUAAAAAGAUACUCUUCAAUAGCAAAGGCGUGAAAUUAUUGCGUGACUCACUUGUUUUCUUCCAUUAAUUGCGAAUGUAAACAAAAGUCAACGGAAAUUAUCUCAAUAGGUCACUAAAAUCGCAAAUUAUUUGCAUAAAUUUCACACAUGAAUGCUCAGGACGUGAUUGAGGCGUUGGAGAAGUCUGAGGGGCCUCACCGGAAAGAUGGAAAAUUAUUCUGCCCAUUUGAAGGAUGCGGGUAUAAUGGGAAGAAGCACUUCCUGCAGCGGAAGCACCUCAAGCAGCAUCUCCUGAAGGUGCACACGAAGAAAACAUUCAAAUGCCCCUUGUGUGGAAAAGCCUUCUCCACGGAAAACUUCCUCUUAGCCCAUGAAAGGCAGUGUGGGAAGAAGUUUAAUUGCUUCGAAUGUGGAUGGCAAUUUAAUUCCCGAGAAGCUUUAUUGACCCAUGCCAAGAGGAGGGGGCACACUUUCGAGGAGCCAGCUGUGAGGAUUACAGUGAAGGAUGCUAAAUUGGAGCCAAAGGAAAGGAAAACCGAACAGGUGGAUCAGUCUGUUCAGACAACCCCUCCGAGUACGCAGCCAAAGAGAAAAUCCACUCAAACAACCCAAACAAGUGGAGAGAAAGUCAAAAAGAGCAAAACCCUGAUUUCAGAGACGGAAACUUCAUCCGGAAGUCCUCGUCUUAUGGACAACUCAUGCCAAACAACGGGUUUUCCCACCUCAAUGGUGGACUUCUUCGAUGACAGCCUCAGCAUCUUCCCGGGGCACUUUGAUGGGAGUCUCUGUGACAUGGAAACACAGACAGAUGGAAAAUUGCUGUACUCACAGACAAACACUGUGGCUUCCGAAUCGGAUCCCCUCCUCUACAGCCACAUCUACACGCAGACGUACGAAGAGGAUAUUCUCUCGGAGCUUGGGUUGACGGACGUUCAGACGCAGACCACGGCGUGUCCACCCACGGAAUUCCAGGACUUCCUUGUCUCCACCGAAACCCAAACGAGCUUCACGCAAUGCCUGGAGGAGGAGAUGGCCUCAUUCACAACCACGUACACCCAAACAUGAUUCACAGUCUGCGCAAAAUCAACUGAUAAAACCCCCUGUGAGUGGUGAGGCCUCGUGGUCCACUCACUGGAAAUUAAAAUGAUAAGACUAUCGCGGAAACAUGCGGUGAGUUCUGAACUUUGAACCAUUUUCUUUCCCUUUCAUUUAUUAUUUCCCCUAUUUCUUCAUUUCCUUGUUAUAUUGGCAGCAAUAAUAAGCAAUAAAAUAUUGAGAAAAUCAAUUACUAAUUAAAGAGAUUUAUUAAUUUUUUAAUUUUCCUUUUUUGUUGCCAAUUUUAUCGUUAUUCAUUUGAAUUAAAAUCAAAAAAAUAUUAUAGAUAAAAUGACGUAGAAAAAUAUACUCAUAAUUUGCGUCAUUAGCGUAAACUAUUAAGUAAAAUAAAAUGUUCUUUCAAUAAAAAUUCCAGACAAUGAUUUUUAUACUUUUUGGAAUAAAAUAUUAACAAUUUUACACUACGCUACUCCAUUUUAUAUUACACAUCAAAUACGUAACGUAAAAUAUUCAUCAGCGUAAUGAAGGCAUCUCUUUAACGUCAAAUUGAGCUCAGCAGAGCACCACACUAGAAUUUUCUGGAAGAAUAAAGCAAAAAUUUCCGCAUUGAAAAUUUUCGCUGCUCGAAAUUUCCAUUAAAAAGUAUUUUUCCAAGUGUUUUUGAGAGAAGAAAAGUGAGGAAAUAAGUGCAAAAGGCAAGCUAUGGUGAAGGAAACGACGUAUUAUGAUGUUUUGGGGGUACGACCCGACGCUUCGGCGGAUGAUCUGAAGAAGGCAUAUAGAAAGCUGGCACUGAAGUACCAUCCGGACAAGAAUCCCAAUGAGGGUGAGAAGUUCAAGCAGAUCUCGCAAGCUUACGAGGUGCUGUCGGACGCAGAGAAGCGCAGUAUCUACGAUGAGGGUGGUGAGGCGGCGAUUAAGAAGGGUGGCACGGGUGGUGGUGGCUUCACGAGCCCCAUGGAUUUGUUCGAUAUGUUCUUCGGCGGUGGCUUCGGGGGUGGUCGACGUCGUGAGCGUCGUGGCAAAGAUCUGGUGCACCAACUCAGCGUAACCCUCGAAGAGCUCUACAUGGGGGCCGUGCGCAAGUUGGCUCUGCAGAAGAGCGUGAUUUGUGAUAAGUGCGAGGGACGCGGUGGCAAGAAGGGAGCCGUGGAGAAGUGCGGCACCUGCCGCGGGACGGGCAUUGAGACAAAGAUUCAGCAAGUUGGCCCGGGGAUUGUGCAGCACUUUGAGCACAUGUGCAGGCAAUGCCAUGGGCAGGGGGAGAUAAUAGCUGCUAAGGAUCGCUGCAAGACGUGCAACGGGAAGAAAACGGUGCGGGAGCGCAAGAUUCUCGAGGUGCACGUGGAGAAGGGGAUGCGAGAUAGCCAGAAGAUUGUCUUCUCAGGUGAAGGUGAUCAGGAACCAGAUCUGCAGGCAGGAGAUAUUGUCAUUGUGCUCGAUGAGAAGGAACAUCCCGUCUUUAAGCGAUCACGCGAUGAUCUUGUCAUGACGAUGCAACUGCAACUCGUGGAGGCACUCUGUGGCUUCCAGAAGGUCAUCAAGACACUCGAUGAGCGUGAUUUGGUCAUCACAUCACUCCCGGGUGAGGUGAUUAAGCAUGAAUCCCUCAAAUGCAUCAUUGGCGAAGGGAUGCCACAGUAUAAGAAUCCAUUUGAGAAGGGACGUCUCAUCAUUCAAUUUGUCGUCGUUUUCCCGGACACAAUCCCACGCGAAGCUAUCCCAACAUUGGAAAUGAGCCUCCCAGGAAGACCACAAGUCACAAUUCCCAUUGAUGCUGAAGAGUGCAACCUCAUGGAGUUGGAUCCAGAUCAUGGGCGUGGGCAGAGGUAUGCGCAGGACGAUGAGGAAGAGUACUACUCUCACGGUCCGCGUGUCCAGCAGUGUGCUACGAGUUAAGCACUUCACGGCUGAAAGGAUGACACUGACACCCGGAAUGGGGAGAGUUGGUGUUUUAGGGGAUAUAUUAUUGAAGGAAAAAAAAAUUGUAAACUCGUGUGAGAGAGGGGAUAAUUAUGAUGCAUAAAAUCUAUCAACAAAAUAAACUUAUUCCAAUCGCUAACAAA
Lutzomyia longipalpis is the source of this 3244-nucleotide messenger RNA. RefSeq lists its product as uncharacterized. Gene Ontology annotation, biological process: regulation of transcription by RNA polymerase II. Gene Ontology annotation, cellular component: nucleus. Gene Ontology annotation, molecular function: DNA-binding transcription factor activity, RNA polymerase II-specific; transcription cis-regulatory region binding. The record is from RefSeq and is a predicted model, not a curated record. The coding region runs from base 270 to 1187 and encodes 305 amino acids. Lineage: Eukaryota; Metazoa; Arthropoda; Insecta; Diptera; Psychodidae. The transcript has 2 exons.